Messenger RNA from Blastomyces gilchristii SLH14081, 2027 nucleotides. RefSeq names its product ubiquitin-conjugating enzyme E2 M. Gene Ontology annotation, biological process: protein neddylation. The transcript is spliced from 4 exons. Lineage: Eukaryota; Fungi; Ascomycota; Eurotiomycetes; Onygenales; Ajellomycetaceae. Gene Ontology annotation, cellular component: nucleus. Gene Ontology annotation, molecular function: NEDD8 transferase activity. The coding region runs from base 1087 to 1662 and encodes 191 amino acids. The record is from RefSeq and is a predicted model, not a curated record.
UAACCAAUUUUUGGCAGGCAACAUCACGUGUCUUGCCCCAAACCAAACCAAACUAUCGUCAUGUCCCAUCCUGUGCUGUUGUCCUCGUUGGCUUUGAAAUCUCUCUCAUCUUCAAACCGUCAACAACCUCACAGUCUAGUAUUUUCAUUGCCCCCUCUCCCCCCUCAUUUCUCUGACACAGCAUAGUACAAAAAUAAUCCACCAUAGCACUUGGCCCGUGUACAUACCCUGAAAUCACACGCCACUUCCCCUUGCCCCCUUCCCCCCCCUCCCUCUCUCUGUUCUACCUCCUAUUUCAGCGGGAUCAGGUAAGAUAAUAUAACAUAGAAGAUCCCGGCUUAGGUUACCUUGACUUCACAAACGCUUCAUUUGCUUCCGACCUCUCAUUUUCCCUUUUCUUUUUGGACCAUAAACCAGCCUCUCCCCGCUGAUAUCAAUCGAUCGAAACCCGCCCCCUUCCGCCCAGCGCUCUACCUAUUACGAACCUCCCUGCCCUCUUCCUACCCUCCUCCUACCUUACGAACUCGACGUGCUUUCGUCUGAUAACCAACCCAAGCCCAAGGCAAAAUUCGAUAUACACAACUGAAUUGGGCUGGAAAAAAAUCUUUCACGUCUGGGGACGGUUACACCGUUUUCUCAUCUCGGGUUCUCUCUCUUUUUCGUCUCGUCUCUUUUUGAGUGGUUUUCAGAAACGGCUGAACCGGCUGGCUACACGGCUUUAGGAGGGAGAAUACGAAAGUCUCUUGUUUCUUUUGUUAACGGGAGGAAGAAUCGGUGGUUGGAAUCCAGCAAAAGUUCUUGACUUUUUUGAUUCUGCUCUUUUUUUCUCAUUUUGUUGUUAAGGGUCUACGGCGCAAACGUAACAGAAAAGUAUCAGGGGGAAAAACACACGGGACGCUGUUUUUGUGUGUGUGUGUACGGGAUGCAAGGGUAGGAAACGGGAAAAAUACGAGACGAGAAGGACGGGGUAUCAGGCAGACAACAGGCGAGGCUUGUUGUGUGGUAUCCUUUGCAUAUACUUUGCACAUAUAACGCUUUUGUUUUGGUGAUUGUGUACCUGGAGCGCAGGGGUUUUCUUUUUGCAAGAUGUUGAAGAUAUUGUCUUUGAAAAAGAAGCAGCAAGAGGAGGCUGCUGCUGCUGGGCAGGUCAAGAAUAAAGUCGGAGGUGCUAAAACCCGAAUUCAACAUGAUCUAAUCCGGGUCGGAGAACAGGAGGAAGACAGCAGAGGGACUGCACGUCCGAUUAAAUUUCUGUGGAAGGAUGGUGAUGACCCGUUUCAUUUUAGCGUAUUGAUCGAGCCUGACGAGGGUGUGUACAAGGGUGGUUCGUUUAAGUUCGACUUUGAGAUUCCCGAACACGAGUACCCGUAUGCACCUCCUCGAGUAAAGUGCACUCAGAAGAUAUACCACCCGAAUAUCGAUCCGCAAGGGAAUGUGUGUCUGAAUAUACUGCGAGAAGGGUGGACAGCCGCGCUGGAUGUCCAAGCGGUUGCAUUUGGCCUACUGCAUAUCUUCAUGCACACUACAUACGAAGAUCCCUUGAUCCAAGAAGUCGCUGAUGACCUUCGGCUAAACCGUGAGGGCUUCAAGCGCAACGUUCGAACAGCCAUGCAGGGGGGAACAGUGAGGAAUAUAAAGUACGACCGUGUCCUGAAGGGCUGAGAUGAGCCAGGUGAUUACAGUAGCAAUAGAGGCGUUGUACUGAACGGGACAAAAAAUAGAGCGGGGUUAGCAGAGCAAAAUUCCGAGGAUAUCAUCGAAACGAGUAACUAUGUCCAAACUUUGAAUGGGAUAGAGAUAUUGUAAUAGCGUACUGUACAUACACUGCAUGUGCGCGGUCCUCAUUUUUUUUUGUUUUUGCGUUCCGUCCGCGAAUUAUCUUUAGAAUUAUUUUAUUUUCACGUCUGCCCCUCCAUCUAAAAAACCGUUAGGGUUGUUCAGUUCAUUAGCCCGAUGUACUGGCUGUGCCCGUGAGUUAAUAAUGUCAUGUCACACAGUAUGCAGCAGAGUUGAAUAUCCUUUCCCAA